AUGCGAUGGGGAGAGGCUGACCGUUUCAACCUCAUCGCCAGGCUCGUCCUCUUCUUCUCGUGUCGCCGAUUUGUGUUGGGAAAUGUAUACCUCGAUGGACACUCCCCGCGGGCUCCCAACACUGCCGACUAUGUAGAGCUCGACACGCUUCCACCACCAUCGACAGUCGCGCCAGAACGGCCAACAAUGUCGAAACGCGCUCUCCAUUCCAGUCUCUGGAGGAGCCUUUUCUCGCUCUGCUUCUCCGAAUGUUGUCUGCUCUUCUUGAUGUUGAUGUGUCAAGGUCUGGAUGUGCUCCAUACGGGGACGCGUCUGAUGAAUUGGCGGAUAUCGCUCUUCAUUAUACUGGCGGUCGUGCUCAUUGCGAUCCCGCUAUCGCUGAGCGUCGUUUUUGCUUCAGCGCUGAGCAUCUCUUCGACAAGAAGCUUCAUCCCUUCCCUUCAUCGCUUAUUCUGGACUCUCAUUCCUCUAUUUGGCUACUUCCUUCUCCUAUCAUACGUUCCGCUACCCCUUGCGCUGUCCUCGUCCCAUGGAUCUGCCUCCCUUCUUGUAGCUGCGCUCUCGCGUCUUGCCGUACUCGGCACCGUCAUGCUUGGUCUUCUUUCUGGAUUUGGUGCUGUGUCGACCGCAUGGGGAUACUUCCCGUUCGUUUGUGGUCAUGGAGGGCUAGUACCAUGCUUGCUUUCUUCCUCAAGACAUACAUCCUAA
Messenger RNA from Heterobasidion irregulare TC 32-1, 708 nucleotides. RefSeq lists its product as uncharacterized. The transcript has 3 exons. The coding region runs from base 1 to 708 and encodes 235 amino acids. NCBI's taxonomy places the organism in Eukaryota, Fungi, Basidiomycota, Agaricomycetes, Russulales, Bondarzewiaceae. Gene Ontology annotation, cellular component: membrane. The record is from RefSeq and is a predicted model, not a curated record.